Messenger RNA from Bactrocera neohumeralis, 5948 nucleotides. RefSeq names its product ATP synthase subunit beta, mitochondrial (gene Oamb). The record is from RefSeq and is a predicted model, not a curated record. Gene Ontology annotation, molecular function: ATP binding; ATP hydrolysis activity; proton-transporting ATP synthase activity, rotational mechanism. Bases 658 to 2502 code for a protein of 614 amino acids. Gene Ontology annotation, cellular component: membrane. Lineage: Eukaryota; Metazoa; Arthropoda; Insecta; Diptera; Tephritidae. The transcript is spliced from 6 exons. Gene Ontology annotation, biological process: proton motive force-driven mitochondrial ATP synthesis; proton transmembrane transport; adenylate cyclase-activating adrenergic receptor signaling pathway.
UGUGUUUGAAUUGCAGAGUGAAUGUUAGUUUAGUAUGAGCAUAUUUUUCUGUGAGUCGGUUGUCGGUAACUGGUGGUAAUUAUCCAGGGAAAAACGAUAAAUAACAGGAAGGUCACAUAUGAUUGUGAUUUAUAAAUACUUUACUACCACCCAAUUGCAGUAACGGUGCGCAUGGCCGUCUAAUGUUUGUGGAAAUUACUGUGCAGAAAGGAUAUUUUAUAUUUCGCGUUGUAGGACGUAAAAAUUCAAUAUUCGCGAUGUCUCUGCUUUUAUUUUUCCCUAACUACAGGAUUUCACUUGCUUUAAUGGGCGCGGGAAACAAAUUAAAGGUAUUGCGCUAAUAAAUGUUCAUCUAUAAUAUGAAUAACUACACAUAAGUAACAUACAAUGCCAAAUUUUCUGUCAAGUACAUAUUCGAAAGUACGUGUUACGUAAUGAUACAUUGCAUCGCUGCAUCGUGGAGUUAGUCUACUCUCAAUCAUAUUUCGUGAGUGUUAGCUUAUUUGAUGCAGUCAUAAAAAUAAUCUUUACAUUCAAAUUAACUUUGAAUAAAAAAUAUAUUUAAAUAAAAGGGGCAUACUCUUUUUUCUUAAGAACAAAUACAUAUGAAUUUAGUUAUCGUGCGUAAAUUCAACAACAAAAAUAUAAUUUACCACAAUGAAUAGGACAGAGUGUGAAAAUAUGGCAGCAUCACUGAGAUGGUCAGAUCCAGCGAAUAUAAUAUCGUUAGCUAUACUUCUAUUUAUCAUACUCUUAGUAAUUUCCGGAAAUUCUUUAGUUAUAGCAGCAGUAUUCUGUUCAAACAAAUUACGUAGUGUUACGAAUUACUUAAUAGUUAAUUUAGCCGUUGCAGACUUGUUGGUAGGGUUAACUGUUCUUCCGUUCUCGGCAAUAUGGGAAGUUUUUAAGAUAUGGAUAUUCGGUGAUGUCUGGUGUCGUAUGUGGCUUGCUGUAGAUGUAUGGAUGUGCACAGCAUCCAUAUUGAACUUAUGCGCAAUAUCUUUAGAUAGAUAUGUAGCCGUUACCCGUCCGGUUGCCUACCCGAGUAUAAUGUCAACAAAACGGGCUAAAUCAUUGAUUGCUGGAGUUUGGGUGCUUUCAUUUGUUAUAUGCUUUCCCCCACUUGUUGGCUGGAAGGAUCAAAAGUCGAUAAUACAGUCAGUGUACACACGAGAAAAUUACACCCAUUUCUAUACUACAACUGUUGUAUCUGUUCAGCGUAGUGUGCAAUUAAAGCAAAUGCAGCAGUUACGAUUUCCAUACAAUCGGACGCACAUGUCAUUAGAUGCAACACCUGACAUAUUAAUGUCAGAUACCGAGGGUUUUAAUUACCAAGAUCCAGCGCAGGAAUCUUUAGAGAGUGGAGAAUAUAUGGAGAGUUCAAAAUUCUUCUAUGAAAAGUCAUUUUGUUCUGCAAAGUGUGAAUUGACAAAUGAUCGCGGUUAUGUUUUAUACUCGGCAUUGGGAUCAUUCUACAUCCCGAUGUUUGUGAUGCUCUUUUUUUAUUGGCGCAUAUACAAAGCAGCAGUGAGAACUACACGAGCAAUAAAACAGGGCUUCAAGACCACAAAGGGAUCGAAAAGUAUUGGUUCACGUUUCGAAGAAAAACGCUUAACAUUACGAAUUCAUCGUGGACGCGGUACAAAUCAGCACGACUCAACCUAUAGUAGUGGCAGCACCCAAAGCACCACCACUACAUUGGGCACUCCAUCCCCAGAGCGCCUUUCAAAAUAUACCACCCGACGGUCUCAUAACCCCGACAAAAUUAAGAUAUCCGUUUCAUAUGCUUCCACUGAAACUAUUAAUGAAUUUCGCGGUGGUGAGUCGACUGGCUCUGGUGAACACCCUCCUUUCAACAGUGGCAGCACCCUUUAUGCGGUGCACUACAAUUCAGUAAGCGGUAGCGAGACGAUCGAGUCGGAACUCUUUCCCCAGCAAAGCAAAAUUUGUUAUUUACAAGUAGACAAUGAGCGCCGCCAAUCAAAUACCAGCGAUAUAACCCACCAACAUGCAAUGUCAUUUAUGCAGCAACAUCAACCAUAUAGAAGCAAAAAAAUUGGACGAAAAAAUUUCAAAACACAAGUUAAACGUUUUCGAACAGAAACUAAGGCCACAAAAACUCUUGCUAUCAUUGUUGGUCUCUUUAUUUUCUGCUGGCUCCCAUUUUUUACAAUUUAUAUUAUCCGAGCCUUUUGUCAAGAUUGCAUUGAUCCUAUACUCUUCUCAAUUCUUUUUUGGCUUGGUUACUGUAACUCAGCGAUCAACCCAAUGAUAUAUGCACUUUUUUCUAAAGAUUUUCGUUCUGCUUUUAAGGUUAUUAUUUGCUAUUGUUCUUUUUCUCAUGAAAGUAUUUCAUUAAAAAGUUCUCGCAGAGGCAGUGAUAUUUCGUCUGGACGUUUUCGUGACCGGACACCCAGCAGAUCUCAGAGUGCACUACAAUUCCAUUCACUGGGUGGAGAAAGUGAAAUGCAUUGUUCAGAACUAAGUAGCGUUCAUAGGUGACUAUCUUAUCGGUCCAACUCCUAAUUUUCAGACCGAUAUUCAGGUUCACUAAAGCAGUUUGUCUGUUUCUCAGAAUUAGGUUUGUAUGAGGGAUUAAAUAUUACAUCUAUUUUGAUCUGGAUAAUUAUGCGAACUCAGUUGUAGCUUUUACUUGGCGAACAGUGGUGUUCUCAAACUUUCAGAUGGUGGUUGUUCGGGACCGAAAAGGCGAAUCGUACGAUUUUGUUAUAGAUGUUAUAUAAUUCGUUUAAUUUCAUUUAUUUGCGAAUAUAUAUAAUAUAUGUAUGUAUAUAUAUAUGUAUGUAUGAAAUCAUAUAUGAACAUGUUAAUGCACAAAAAUUUAAUAUUUUCUAUAAUUGGUUGGCAUUUGAAACAAAACUGAUUUUUUAAGGAAGUAAAAAGCGUGUCCGCCAAACUUAUUUUUAAACGAACGGCCGCUCCAUUAUCAAAAUGAAGUGUAGAGUUAAAACAUUUUAGUUAUUUCAGUGCUCCUAGUGCAACUUAAGAGUGGUAAAUUUGUCUUUUUCAAAAUGUAAAUGAAAUUCCAUGAGUUAGAUUACUAAUACGUAAAAUAAACUUCUGUUUAAAAAUUUUGUAUUUACCACCAAUACAGUUCUUUUGAGUCGUUAGCAAAAUGGGAAUUAGUAAUGGGAAAAUGCGAAAAGACGAUCCGAAUAUGUCAUUGUGAAAUGAUAUAAAAGUAGUGUAAUAGGUAGAAGGUAUUCUAUUUAUAGAGGAACUGAUUUGAUAGUAAUAUAGUAUAGUAUAGUGUUGAUAGUUUUAUACAAUAUAAAAGAUUUAAUAUAUUAGCUUGUUUAGGUUAGUUUGGUAGACUAAUGAGCCACCCAUAGACCAGAUUUUCUUCUUUGCGAUACCAAAUGGAGUUCCGUUAUGAAGUCAAUGAGGAGAAGCCUCAUUAACAAAGGUGGCCCCAGAUGCUUAAAGUUUAACCUUAUCAAUACAGGAAAAGUACGCAGACAUGCUUCAUUGUGCAGGGUGACCUGUGAUUAUUCCAAUCAUCGUCCUUCAUUCCCUUCUACCGAAGAAUUCCGGCAGCAAUUACCCGUUUGAAAAAUAACAAAGCGGGGGGAGCGAAUGGAUUACCGGCCGAGCUAUUCAAAUACGGCGGCGAAGAACUGAUAAGGAGCAUGCAUCAGCUUUUUUUGUAGAAGCUUGCCCGACGAUUGAAAUUUAAGUUUUAUCUCCCCAAACCCCAAAAAGGGAGACCCCACAAUCUGCGCCAACUACCGUGGGAUAAGGUUCCUCAACAUCGAGUAUAAGGUUCUAUUGAGCGUAUUGUGUGAAAAAUUAAAUCCCACUGUCAACAAACCGAUUGGACCUUAUCAGUAUGGCUUUAGGCCUCUAAAAUCAACAACUCACCAGAUAUUCACCAUGCGCCAAAUCUUGGAAAUGACCCGUGAAAAGAGGAUCGACACAUACCGCCUCUUCGUCGAUUUGAAAGCUGCUUUUGACAGCACGAAAAGGUGCUGCCUUUAAGCCGCGAUGUCUGAAUUUGGUAUCCUCGCAAAACUAAUACGACUGUGUAAACUGACGUUGAGCAGUACCAAAAGCUCCAUCAGGAUCAGGAAGGACCUAUUUGAGUCGUUCGACACCAAACGAGGUUUACUGUUGGAGUAAAUAAUUCGAACUACAAAGCUUACUCAAGCAGGUGCAAUAUUUUAUAAAAGUGUACAGCUGGUGAUGUACGCCGAUGAUUUUGACAUCAUUGAGCUCAACAUCCGUUGGUACUGCUUCCUGGAUGGAUAAGAAAGCGAAGCAAAUGGGUCUAGUACUGAACGAGGGCAGGACGAAAUAUCGCCCGUCAUCAAACAAACAGUUGUCGCAGUCUCGGUUUGGCUCCCACGUCACUGUUGACAGUAAUAACUUCGAAGUCGUAGAUAAUUUCGUAUAUCUUGUAACCAGUAUUAACAACAACAACAAACAAAGCAGACUAACUCUUGCCAACAGUUGUUACUUCGGACUGAGUAGGCUAAGUCACUCAAUAUUCCUGUCCUUCUAAUUGGGGCGGAGGUAUAGACGAUAACAACAUAUGUUGGGUCGACGUUAAAAGUUUCCAAGAGAAAGGUUCUGCGAAAGAUUAAUGGUUUGCGCAUUGGCAUCGGCAUAUAUGCGGGUCACUCUUCACCAGGACAAUGCUUGCUCUCACAUAUCGACUAAAAACACUGCAUUUUUGGCACGCAAAACAUCGAUUUGAAGAGUUAUCCUCCGUAUGGUCUUGACUUGGCACCGAGUGACUUCUUUUUAUUCCCAUUCGUAAAAAUAAACUAAGAGGUCAAGGUUUUUCGACGCGCUUGAUGCGUUCAAAAGAUAUCUCAAUCAGCUUGGCAAAACUGCUUCGACAAUUGGUUCAAACGCAUGCAAAAGUGUAUACUUGUAGAUCUUAGUGGAGUAUAUUUUGAAAAACAAUAAAGCUAUUUUCGAUGAUUAAAAUUUCUUUUUGUUCUCAAAUCUCGAAAUAUGUAUAAAAGGCAACCUACAUAGUGUUUAAUUACGCUUUUGUCGAAUCAAUGAAUCUAACAAUGUUGAAUCACAACUUCUUGGUGGCCAUUCAAUAUCACAAUUUCUUGAAAUAAUCGAAUUGCCAAACUUUUCUCGCAAUAAUUCGGUUGUUUAACGUGGUGUGCGGCACGUAGCCCCGUCUUGUUGGAUGAUGUCAACUUCUUCUAAUUGUGGCCAUAAAAAAGUUGGUUAUCAUCGACAUUAAUAAUUUAGUAUUUUGUAAACGUAAUUUGAAUUUAAUAAUUUGUAAACGUUAUUCUUGCGUACAUAUGUAUAUCCUUCCAUGAUGAAAUAAAAACAAAAUUGCAGAUGUUGUUUCUCUUUACUGGGGUAGAAGGUUAUAGCCGAGAUAACAACAGCGCACCAGUCGUUUAUUCUUUUCGCUAUUUGGACUUUACUUUUCAAUUACCUACAACGCUGAUAAUGUUGUUGGUGUUGAUACUGAUUCCAAGAUAGACGAAAUUAUCUUUGACGUCAAUGUUAUGACUGUCAACAGUGAAGUGGGAGCCAAGUGGCGAAUGCGACACAGGUAUAUUUCGUCUUGUCCUCGUUCACAACCAGACUCAUACGCUUCGCUUCAUUAUCCAGUCUGGAGAAAGCAGGACACAUUCGUAUUAGCUUUGCGGGGAUACCAAGUUGACAUAUUCGUGUGUCUCGAUCUUAAUACAAUACAUUGCAGAUCAUGACGUCUUAAAAAUGGGCUAAACGACUCUCAGAAAUUAUAUCAUCCCUUUUGGAAAACCCGAUAUAUGCAAAUAAUAAUCUUAGCAUGUACCAUAUAAGUUGAAAAACUGUAUUUCCAGCGAAAAUGUAUCUUAACAAUAAUAAUAAUCGUAUAUACAUACAUAUGUUUCCCACCAGUUCACCUUUUAUGAAAAUAAAACAUCAUUAUGAUAAAUUGGAAUAAACAUGUUCACAAGAAGGAA